This is a messenger RNA of Carica papaya (papaya), 4731 nucleotides long. The record is from RefSeq and is a predicted model, not a curated record. Lineage: Eukaryota; Viridiplantae; Streptophyta; Magnoliopsida; Brassicales; Caricaceae.
UCUCAUUAUCUUCAUCCAUUCAUACAGACGCAGACAAAGCUCAGAUCCUUGAAGCCUAAAUUCCUAUUUCUCUCCCUUCUAUUAACAAACACCGCCAUUUCUGUAUUUGUACACCUGCUUAAGAAUAUUUUAUUUUUAUUCCAUUAUCUUCAUUUCCUCUCUUUCUCCUUCCUAUCUCGCGGGACUUUCGACGUCUGUUGGAUUGAAAGCUAAGUCUCUCUACGUGAGCGGGAGCAAAAAGUGUGAAUCCGAAGGAAAUAAUAGAUACCGGCAAAGUGUUUCUUAAAGACCCAGCAAAAUCCAUGGCUAUGUUUCCUGAAUAUACACUCUCUUAUUUGUCAUCAUUGAGGGGAUUUAUUCCUUUUCGCUUUUGGUGAUCUCGGUAUAUGAGCUGAAGUUGGGCUUUGUUGGUUUCGGUGGUGCAAUGUGGGUUCAAUCGACUCAUUGAUAGGCGUUCUUCUUCGUGAUUUUGUUGGAUCUCAACCAUGGCUCUGUUUAGAAAGUUUUUCUACAGGAAGCCGCCUGAUGGGCUAUUGGAGAUCUCCGAGAGGGUUUACGUCUUUGAUUGCUGCUUCACAACUGAUAUGUUAGAAGAUGAAGAAUAUAAAGUUUAUAUUGGAGGCAUAGUUGGUCAACUGCGUGACCACUUUCCUGAUGCGUCUUUCAUGGUGUUUAACUUCCGAGAGGGAGAGCACCAGAGCCAGAUUGCUAGCAUAUUGUCUGAAUAUGAUAUGACAGUAAUGGACUAUCCUCGUCACUAUGAAGGUUGCCCCUUAUUAACUAUGGAGAUGAUCCACCACUUUUUGAGAUCAAGUGAAAGCUGGCUUUCACUUGUACAACAAAAUGUGUUACUGGUGCAUUGUGAAAGAGGUGGAUGGCCAAUUUUGGCCUUCAUGCUCGCUGCUCUUCUGAUAUAUAGAAAGCAAUUCAGUGGAGAACAGAAAACUUUAGACACGAUCUACAAGCAAGCACCUCGGGAACUGUUGCAGCUGAUGUCACCAUUAAAUCCACUGCCUUCGCAGCUAAGAUACCUUCAGUACGUGUCAAGAAGGAAUGUCGGUGUACAAUGGCCUCCAUUGGAUAGGGCACUUACUUUGGACUGUAUUAUUCUUAGAUUUAUUCCUAAUUUUGAUGGAGAGGGGGGUUGCCGCCCAAUAUUUAGGAUAUAUGGACAGGAUCCUUUUAUGGCUGCUGACCGGACUCCGAAAGUUCUCUUUUCAAUGCCAAAAAGGAGCAAACUUGUUCGACAUUACAAGCAGGCAGAUUGUGAGUUAGUAAAGAUUGACAUCAGUUGCCAUAUUCAAGGUGAUGUUGUGCUGGAGUGCAUUAGUUUGGAUAGUGAUCAAGAGCGGGAAGAGAUGAUGUUUAGGGUCAUGUUCAAUACAGCCUUUAUUAGAUCAAAUAUUUUAAUGCUUAAUCGCGAUGAGAUUGACAUUUUGUGGAAUGCUAGGGAUAAAUUUUCGAAGGAUUUCAGAGCAGAGGUUAUUUUUUCAGAGAUGGAUGCUGCUACUUCAAUUGUUCCGGUCGAUAUGCCAGGUAUAGAGGAGAAAGAUGGGCUUCCUAUGGAAGCAUUUGCUAAAGUUCAAGAGAUUUUCAGCAAUGUUGAUUGGAUGGAUCCAAAGUCAGAUGUUGCAAUUAAUGUUCUUCAACACAUCACUGCAGCUAAUAUCCUUCAAGAAAAUUUGGAGACUUUUUCUCCUCGAAGUGCAGAAGCAGGUCUAUUGUUGGAAUCAGCUCUUGAAAAGGUUAAAGAGAGAACAAAAGCAAUUGUGUCAGAAAUUAGCUUGAAGAGUCCCGCAACCCUUGCUGAGGCAAAAGAAACUAUACCUUCUGUUGAAUCGGUGGAACCAGAUAUUGGGCUGAAGAAUCCCAUGAAUCUUGCUGAUGCAAACGAAACUAUACCCUCUCUUGAACCAUCAUCAGAUGCAAGUUCAGUUCAAAAGAAGGUUGAAGCCCAUGAACUCCAGGUUGCUCUCCAACAUCCUGCUCAACCUAAGAUCAUUUCCCAGCGAAUACCCCAGAUUUCACUCUCUGCUCCAGUUUCAUACUCUAAUUCCUUGCAAGCAUCACCUGUGUCUAUAUCAAGAUUUCACAGUGCGCCUUCAGCCCUGGGUAUUACAGCUCUAUUGCAUGAUCAUGCUGCAUCUCAAAGUGGAGAAUUUACUUGCCCAGUUACAUUAUCUCUUCCUUCCCCAGCGUCUUCUCCUAUUGCAAAUUUACAAAAAAUUCAACCUGGUCAAAUACAUGCUUUGCCACCAGCAUCAUCAAUGUCUCCACUGCCUCCCUCCCUGCAGUUUCCUAACGGGCCUCCUGCGAUUAUACAAAAGAUGUCCGCAAUCGUAUCUCCUCAUCCUCCCCUUCCGUCUCAAUCAGCUCUAAGAGCAACAGUUGACUUGCCAACUCAGCAUCCUAAAUCACAGGUUAGGGGUUCAACAUCAUCAGUUCCGCUUCCGCCUCCAUUACCUUCUUUUUCUGGAGCAUCUACUUCUUCUCAUAUCAAGAGUUCAUGUUUGACCUCUCCUCCCCUUCCUCCACCACCUCCUCGUUCAGGAGCAUCUACAUCUGCUCCUAUCAAGAGCUCACAUUCAGCCCCUCCUCCUCCUCCUCCACCUUCUCUUUCAGGAGCAUCUACUUUUGCACCUAUCAAGAGUUCAUGUUCAAACCCUCUUCUCUCUCCUUCACCACCUUCUCUCUUGAGUGCUUCUCCUUCUCCCAUGGCUAAGAGCACAUCCUCCAGUUCUCCUCCACCAGCCCCUCCCCUACCGUCUUUGUCAAGAAGUCCUCAAUCUUUAACUGUAAAAUGCUCAAAUCCCCUUCCUCCUCCACCACUUCCUGGAACUGCUUCAUCAGCUCCGUCACUAGUUUCCUCUCUAUCACCUAUGAAGAAUUCAGUAGUUAUGCCCGGACCUCCACCACCACCUCCACCUCCUCUACGUUCUGGUGGUAAAUCUUUGGUGCCACCACCACCUUUGCCACUUGGUACUUCCUUGAAGAGUGGCUUGGCUCUUGCUCCCCCUGUGCCACCUCCUCCAGCUCCUUUUGCCAAAAGAGCCAGUGAUGACUCUGUACAAUCUCAUCAAGGAGUUGGUAAUGGGAAUAUUCCUGCAAUUCCUGGACCACCUGCUGCUCCAUUUGGUGCAAAGGGACGGGGGUUAUUACGUACUAGUCCAAGAAGCCAGUCCCAACCCAGAAAGGCCAAUCUGAAACCAUAUCAUUGGUUGAAGUUAACAAGGGUGAUGCAAGGAAGCUUAUGGGCUGAGACACAAAAACCAGAGGAAGCUUCCAAGGCUCCAGAGAUUGACUUGUCAGAACUUGAGAGUCUUUUCUCUGCUGCUGCUCCUAACUCAGAUCAUGGAAGUAAAGGUGGAAAAUCAAACCGUCGUGCCUCCCUAAAAUCAGAGAAAGUCCAGUUGAUUGAGCUUAGGCGGGCAUAUAACUGCGAAAUUAUGCUUUCAUUGGGAAAGUGUGAACAGUUUUUUUUGGAAUUGAUGAAAGUUCCACGGGUGGAGUCAAAGUUAAGGGUUUUCUCAUUUAAGAUACAAUUUUGUUCCCAGGUUUCUGAUCUUAGGAAGAGCUUGAAUAUUGUAAAUUCUGCAGCUGAGGAGGUUAGAAAUUCAGUUAAGUUGAAAAGGAUCAUGCAAACUAUCCUUUCUCUGGGUAAUGCAUUGAACCAUGGAACUGCAAGGGGUUCUGCUAUUGGAUUUCGAUUGGAUAGUCUCCUCAAGCUCACUGACACAAGAGCCCGAAACAACAAGAUGACUCUCAUGCACUAUCUUUGUAAGGUACUUGCUGAAAAGCUGCCAGAACUCCUUGAUUUCCCAAAAGACCUUGUGAGUCUGGAGGCUGCAACUAAGAUACAACUGAAGUAUCUGGCUGAGGAGAUGCAAGCCAUUAGUAAAGGACUGGAGAAAGUUGUUCAAGAAUUAACUGCCUCUGAGAAUGAUGGUCUAGUGUCAGAAAUUUUUUGCCAGACUUUAAAGGAGUUUCUUAGUUUUGCUGAAAGUGAAGUGAGAUCAUUGGCUUCACUUUAUUCUAGUGUGGGUAGAAGUGCAGAUGCAUUGGCUCUUUAUUUUGGGGAAGAUCCAGCCCGAGUCCCAUUUGAGCAAGUUGUAUCUACCCUCCUCAAUUUUGUGAGGACAUUCAUUCGCGCCCAAGAGGAAAACUACAAGCAGCUUGAAUUUGAGAAGAAGAAAGCACAGAAAGAUGCAGAAAAUGAAAAAUUGAAGAUGGUUGGCCCGAAAAGAGAAUCCGAGAACUUGAUCCCAAGCAUCAUCAAGUGAAAGCACCGGAUGAUUUAAGUGCUCGAAUCAAAAUAUCUCCUAUCGACUAAUACAAGCUGUUGCUUCAUGGAUGAUAUAUAUACUAUUCAGCUCCAUGGAUGUAAACAUUUCACGAAAAUAGAUUUUCAAGCCACUGGUAAAUCUUUAGUCGACAAAGAAGAAUGUAUUUUUCAGCAGGCAAUAAUUAGGAGUUAACAAGAAAUGUCUAGCGGGAUGUCUAAUGCUUAAUUCUGCAUUGAAAUGGUGGAGUCCUGUUAAGUUGAGCCCCUUAGAAGGUAGUAGAAAUUUUGUUGUAAAAAUAUGUGUAGUCUCUUUGUUUCCACCCCCCUUGUCAAAACAAGCCUUUGCCGCCCCUGUAACUAUUUCUCACAUAUAUAUGUAUAUUUUGGGUUUUAGGAAUGUAAAUGUUUUCACGUAGUCUUUAUUUACAUAUAUAUAUAUAUAUAAUCAA